CUCAAGCAUAUCCGCGAAAUCACCGGAACGCAGGUCGAUCUCCGCAUCGAAGAAGACCCCGACUCCCCACAGCGACCCAACGACCCUAGAAUGUGGCACACGAAGAAUCUAAGAUGCGCCUCCUGCAUGGGAUCCUGCGCAGUUUGCAAUACUGCGUGCUGCAUGUACGAAGCUGGCUGUCGCGCGAAGAAAGAUCCUAGAAACUGCGCUUUCAAAGCCGCUCAGGCUGAGAGGAUCGUUUCGAAUAUUGAGGCCUUAGGUUCGCAUGUUCGGGAUAACACGACAUUCAUUAUGUGUACUUUGGGCGGAGGCUGCGGACGAUAUGUCUGUCCGGAGUGUUGUGGGAUCUGUCUCAAUGUGGCUUGUCAGGAUGUUCAGUGCAAG
Aspergillus ruber CBS 135680 is the source of this 384-nucleotide messenger RNA. RefSeq lists its product as uncharacterized. The record is from RefSeq and is a predicted model, not a curated record. The annotation marks the transcript as partial. The transcript has a single exon. Lineage: Eukaryota; Fungi; Ascomycota; Eurotiomycetes; Eurotiales; Aspergillaceae.